UAUUUUUCUUUCCCCUUGUUUUUAACAUUUCCAAAAUAAUUCCCAAAAAUUUUCUCCCAAAAAAUUAUCGAAAAAAUCCUUCAAAAAAUUUCCCCGAAAAUUUUCCCCAAUUAAUUUUCAAAAAUUUCUCCCAAAAAAAAUUCUCAAAAAUUUCCUCCAAAAAUGUUUUUCUUCUUUCAUUCCCCUUUAAUUAUCUUUCUACUUUUUAAUUUUAUUUUAACUAAAUUUGGCUGUCUUUCUUCAAAAAGUUUUGUUAUUUUAAGAGAUGAAAAUGAAGUUACAGACAAUGAAAAAAUAAAAAGCUUCAAUGAAACACCCAAAAAGUUUAUGCUCAAAUGCCCAAAGACGUCGAAAAACAUUUCCAAAGUUGAAUGGAGCCACAACACCCGGGUAAUAUUCAAAAUCAAGUUUACCCAAGACGGAACACCCGAACCCAUUUUAAACGAAAAGGACAACCCAAAAUGGUCAAUACACGCAAAAGCAUGGCAUUCAAUAGACAAAAAUGUUGCAAUGAUUUUAACAGCAAAAAAUGAAAAAUUCAAAGUGGAAAUUGAGUUGGAAAGAAAAAAUUGUUCAAAAAAUUCGAAAAUAAAUUUUCAUCAAUGGAUGGUUUUGAGAAUAAAUAAAAUUGAUAUUGAGGAAGAUGAGGGGAUUUGGAAAUGCCAGAUUUUUGUGAAUGAUGAGAGGAAUAAAGGGAGGUUGAAAUUGGAAGGAGAAAGUAGAAAGAGAAUUGCAGCAUACAACAUCAGGACAACACACUCCAAAUCAAGCGAAUUUCGAAGAAGAGGGAGAAGAACACAUCAGAACGAUUUGAAUGAAGCAUCUUGGUAUUUAAAGCAAUCUGAGGAAGAAGCAUCGAACGGAGAGAGGACAUUUGGGUAGG
Messenger RNA from Meloidogyne enterolobii, 883 nucleotides. NCBI's taxonomy places the organism in Eukaryota, Metazoa, Nematoda, Chromadorea, Rhabditida, Meloidogynidae. The record is from the annotation of a GenBank genome assembly.